AUGCAAACAAAUUCUCACUUGUUGUUCUUCUGGCAGGCUCUCUAUCGUUGGUUGAAGCUUGGAACGAUUUCCGUAUUUCAGAACUUAUCUCGCUUAGAGGCUUCCUUCUGCACCUUCUUGUUACAAGUGUUGCCUCGUUUUCUUGAGAGUUUCCCGAAUCUAAAAUAUCUCACUUUGUACCUAGUUCAUACCGCUGUGCCAGAGCCAGAUAAGCUUGAACCUACCGUUGUGCCUCGGUGCUUACUGUCGAGUCUCGAGCGUGUUGAGAUUAAAGAAGUGAUUACGGAACAAGAUACUUUGUGGAAUAAGACCAUCAGUAAGAGAACCGCAACAAGACUAUUGAGGGUCAAGAAGAGUCACUGGAUGAAAGCAGUGAGGUACAUUCUCGAGAACUCAUUAGUCCUCAAGAGACUCAUUUUGUGUUUCUCUCCUUUAACCAACCAAGUCUCGGAUACCUCCAAGGAGCUUAGUACAUUCACAAAACGUUCUCGCAGAUGUGAAAUCUUCAUUCGUGUCCCAUAUCUUUGA
This is a messenger RNA of Microthlaspi erraticum, 528 nucleotides long. Lineage: Eukaryota; Viridiplantae; Streptophyta; Magnoliopsida; Brassicales; Brassicaceae. The record is from the annotation of a GenBank genome assembly.